UAUAGGAAACUUUAUUUUAAUCUGGACAUGUAUUUAUUAUAAGUUAAAAAUGGACAAAAACGAUGAAUUUGAGAUUAUUUUGCAAAGCUGCCGAAAAGGCAGAACCCUCAUGACAGCUGCUUGCUUGGUGUAUGCUGGGGAUAAACGGGACGAAUUAUUAUUACAAAGACACACAACAGCUGAUGGCGAAACAUACUCCCCAUUUCUUCUUGCCGUACGUCAAGGUUACACACAACUUGUGAGGUUAUUGCUAGUUGAAUUCAAUGUGGAUAGUUCGAAACAUAAGGGAACUCUCAACUUUGAUGGAUACUUCAUUGAGAAUGCUUCUCCUCUCUGGUGUGCAGCAGCAUGCGGAUAUUUCGAUAUCGUUAAGUUACUUAUAUCUAAUGGUGCGAAUGUAAAUGACACAACCUCCACAAGGUCUACACCUCUGCGUGCAGCCUGCUUCCAUGGGAACUUAUCUAUUGUUGAUUAUUUGUUAAAGCAUGGGGCGGAUGCUAACUUACCCAACCAAUACAACAAUACAUGUCUUAUGGUAUCAGCGUUCCGUGGUAACUUAGAAGUGGUUGAAUACUUGCUACAUUAUGGUGUAGAUGUAAAUGCACAAGCUCAAUGUGGGGGCACUGCAUUACACUUCGCAUGUGAUAGCAGGCAGCUUGGAAUUGUGGAAGCACUGGUUAAUGCAGGUUGUGACAUCACAAUAAAGAACAAGUCAUGCCUCACCGCACCCAUGGUAGCCGCUGAUGCGUGUCAUAGUGAUGUUAUCGAGUUUUUCACAAGGAGGAAAGACAGCGAUCCUGAAACAAAUAUAAUGUUACUUGAGUUACUCGGUGCAUCGUAUGCGAAUGAUAAAGAUAAUUACAGCACGGAGAAAACAUUUCAUUUCCUUUGUCUUGCAAUGCUGAUGCGAAUUAAAGACAAAAUAGUAAAGCAAGUAGAACCAGCUGUUGAAGCUUAUGGAAAUAAAGUUGAAUGUCAGGUUUAUGAUGAAUUACAAUCUAUAAGACAUGACCAGGAUGCCAUACAUAUUGAAGCACUCAUAGUAAGAGAGAGGAUACUUGGUAAAACCUCACCAGAGUUGAUCCACCCUAUCGUGUAUCGUGGUGCUGUAUAUGCUGAUGGACACCAGUUUGAUAAAUGCAUUAAGCUAUGGAGGCACGCCAUCUAUUUACAUCAAUUGAAUAAGAGACCUGUCAGUAAUGAUUUGCUGAGGUUUGCAGAGGUGUUCUCGGAAAUCUAUGUUCUAACCCACGAGUUAAAUACCACGGACUUGCUCGAAACAAUCGAAUGUUGUAUUGAAGAGAUUAAGAAUACGAAGGCUGAAGUGGAUCGUUAUACAAAUACAAGAAAUACUUCAUUGUCCUGCAAACAAAGAAAUGACAACGAUGAUUGUGAUGAAACUAAAGUGAGGAAAAGUUGCCCCAAGUGUGGCCACCAUCAACCUACUAAUACAGUGGAGUCGCGACUCUCAACAUCAUGGAGGCAUCUUGAGACCAACCAGCGUACGUUGCUUUACUUAUUAUUGUUGGUUUGUAAAGUAGUGAAGGAAGAUGACAGACAUGUAUUUGGGAAGCUUUUAUACAGAUAUUUGAAACUUGACAUCAGAGAUUCGAACGAAGCUACCUUGCUCCACCUAGCGGUCGACGAACAAACGCAUGUAGAUGAUUUCCAUGUUAAAGACAUUUGUUCCUUCCCUAAUUAUGAGCUCACAAAGUUCUUGUUAUCAUGUGGUGCUGAUCCUGAUGCAAGGAUGAAAGGAGGGAAUACUCCACUUCAUAUUAUUGUACAGUAUGAACGUCCCAUAAGUGACUUUAUCUCCCUGCACACCAUUAUCAGUCAGCUGUUGGAGUAUGGGGCACAUUUUGAUGUAGCUAAUGACAACAGGAAGACACCCAUGGAGUUAUCUACCACUGGAGUUGCUGAGAUUAUUCUGAAAACUCAAUCGAAAUUAACGCUGAAGUGUUUAGCUGCACAAGUUAUACGCAGAGCUGGUGUAAGGUACAGGGGAAGGGUCCCUUAUUUUUUAGAGGAAUAUAUAGCCAUGCAUUGAUAAAUGUGUUGCCAGGGAUGUUAUGAAUCUAUACAGCUCUUCUGGUAUUUAUUUACGUGCUGAUUUUUUGACGUCCUCUAAAGGUUGUCUUUCCCAAGGUAUUGCUAUUUAGUUAAAACAGUAUUUAAAGGGGGUAGAGGUUUAUGCUACCUUUACAUAGAGUUAAUUUGUGUUUAAGUCUUAAGGUCCUACAUUUUUCAUAUGAUAUUGCUAUUUAGUUAAAACGGUAUUUUAAAACAUGGGGUAAAACAGCAUUCUAAAGGGGUAAUAUGGGAUUAAUUCUAAUCUAGUAUAGCGUUAAUUUGGUAAUUGUAAUGUUUGUACGCGAAUAAAUUGCCAGAAGAGUUCGUAUAGAGUUAAAAUACACUGUAUGCAACAUAAUACACUAAAGCCUUUAUAAUUUGGCCCACAGCCCUGAAUAUGCUCCCAUGCCCAUAGGCUUUAAUUCUUUUAUUCUUCUUGCCCAAGUUAAUUUGUGUGGCUCGUUAAGUGAAAUCUUAAGCUUGUUUUAAGGCUACAAGCCACUUAAAGUGUUUUAAAACGAAAACCAAAUAAAAAUAGCAAACUCUAAAAAUGUAAAAAUUAUUCCCUUUUGAACAUAUUUUUUCCUUUGUUUUUUUUCAAUUCUUUUGUUUUUAAUUGUAGAUAAUUAUGGUACGAUGCCUACGUCAUCAUGUACAUUGUGACGUCAUGAUUAAUUUGUCAGCAACAAAAAUCAGCCAAAAUGUUUUUUUCUUUAUUUUCACAUUAGUUCAGUUUGCCGUCCUGUUUUAUUGUAUUGUUGGUUGCUUCAACCAGUGUGAACUGUAUAAUGACGUCAUCAGUGACGUCAAUCUCCGUUAUUAUAACGUGCAUGGUGCGAAAUAAAGUUGAAAUAUUUA
Ciona intestinalis (vase tunicate) is the source of this 2931-nucleotide messenger RNA. The record is from RefSeq and is a predicted model, not a curated record. NCBI's taxonomy places the organism in Eukaryota, Metazoa, Chordata, Ascidiacea, Phlebobranchia, Cionidae.